This is a messenger RNA of Cutaneotrichosporon oleaginosum, 603 nucleotides long. RefSeq lists its product as uncharacterized. The record is from RefSeq and is a predicted model, not a curated record. NCBI's taxonomy places the organism in Eukaryota, Fungi, Basidiomycota, Tremellomycetes, Trichosporonales, Trichosporonaceae.
UGGGAGGACAGGAAGAUGGAGGCCUGAAGCUCCGGGGCUCUGGGAGCGGACCAGGAACGUGUACAUGUCUCACGAACGUCGAGGAUAGCGGACGCCACCCGGUUUGCCGGCACACGUUCCGUGUAUGGGCGAGGGGUAUAAAUGAUGCUCAAAGUGACGACAACACCUAACACUCUCAUUUACACUCACUCAUCAUGCCUGGAACGCCGCAGAACUGCACCUCGCCUGUCCCAUUCGUCGCUGUGACUUGCUGCGCUGUCGUUGGUGGGCAGUGGACCGAUCCUCUGUGCGAGACGCGCGACCGGCGCAUGUUCAUCGCGUGCUCGGACGGGAUGGCCGCCGCGAACAGAACCCUCGUCAACGCCCAUGGUGGAUGUACCGGCGGUAGUGGGGCUGGGAAGAAGAGCGGGGCGGCCCGCGCUCGAGUCGGUGUGCUUGCUCUCGUCUGGUGUGCUGCUGCCGCCGUGUGCACUAUGUGACUACUCUCACGGCUCAAACGUCGGCAUGCGCACAACUCGGUCUGGCCCUCCCUGCGGCGACGCCAGCUUGUCUCAAGCAAUCGAUACAGCUUGUUGUACAUUAGUAGAUGCAGGUCCCUAAUAC